AUGGAUUUCAUCCAUGGGUCUCUGUCUUUUCAAGUUGCCUCAAAGGAGGUCUUGGGCUUCAAGAGAUUUCUUCAGAUGAGAAAACUUGCUUCUGCAGAGGAAGACAGUUUGAUGAGAGUGUUCUGGGAAGGUGCAUUUGAAUGUUCUUUCUCCAAUGCCAUGUUAGAGGAAGAUGCUGAGAAGAAAUGCACUGGUGAGGAGUCCCUGGAGAACCUUCCUAAGUCAGUUUUUGAGACCGUUAUGACUGGUCAGAGUUACAGUGUCUACAAUGCAGUCCUUGCUGUGGCACAUGCUUUGCAGGCCAUGCUCUCAUCCAAAUACAAACUCCAGGCAAGAGAAUAUGGCUCAAAACUUAAGAGGUUGGAUCAAUAUGUGUGGCAGCUUCAUAAAUACCUGAGAACUGUUUCAUUUAACAACAGUGCUGGGGAAAAGGUUUUCUUUGAUCAAAAUGGGGAAAUAGCAACUGGCUUUGAUGUCAUCAACUGGGUCACUUUCCCCAACCAAUCCUUCCAUCAAGUCAAAGUUGGGAAGGUAGAUCCAUUUGCUCCCCCAAACAAGCUGCUCUCCAUUACUGCAGAGAACAUGAUCUGGCCCACCAUGUUCAACCAGGCACAGCCUGUUUCUGUGUGCAAUGCUCAUUGCUCAUCAGGUUAUAGCAGAAUAAAAAGAGAAGGAGAGCCAUUUUGCUGCUAUGAUUGCCUUCCAUGUCCAGAAGGGAAGAUUUCAAACAAGACAGAUGCAGAUGACUGCUUCCCAUGUUCAGAAGAUCACUACACAAACAAAGCUCACAAUCUUUGCCUUCCAAAACACAUCACUUUUUUGUCUUAUGAAGAAUCUCUGGGAAUCAGCCUGACAGCUAUAGCUUUCUUCUUUUCUCUUAUCUCAGCUGUGGUGCUGGGGAUCUUCAUUAAACAGCAGGACACUCCCAUUGUCAAAGCCAACAACCGGAACCUCACCUACAUUCUUCUCAUUGCCCUCCUGCUCUCCUUCCUUUGCACCUUACUCUUCAUUGGCCAACCAGACCAAAUAAAAUGCCUCUUGCGACAAACAGCUUUUGGCAUCAUCUUCUCUGUAGCCCUUUCCUGUAUAUUGGGGAAAACAACCAUUGUGGUUCUUGCUUUCAUGGCCACCAAGCCAGACUCCCAAAUGAGGAAAUGGGUAGGCAAAAGGCUGGCCAACACUAUGGUCCUUUCUUGCUCCCUGUUGCAAUUCAUAAUCUGUAUGGUGUGGUUGACAAUUUCUCCCCCAUUCCCAGAUUCAGAUAGACAUUCAAUGGCUGAAGAAAUUGUCCUGCAGUGUAAUGAAGGUUCAGCCACAAUGUUUUAUAUUGUCCUUGGCUUUAUGGGGUGCUUGACUUCUAUCAGCUUCACUGUGGCUUUCCUUGCUAGGAAUUUACCUGACAGCUUCAACGAAGCCAAAUUUAUCACCUUCAGCAUGUUGGUCUUUUGUAGCGUCUGGGUAUCGUUUGUUCCCACCUCUCUGAGCACCAAGGGGAAGUACGUGGUGGCUGUGGAGAUCUUCUCCAUUUUGGCUUCUGCAGCUGGAUUACUGGGCUGUAUCUUUUCCCCCAAAUGCUACAUUAUUGUUCUGAGGCCUGAUCUGAAUAGAAAGGAACAACUGAUGAGGAAACAAAACUGA
Messenger RNA from Candoia aspera, 1638 nucleotides. RefSeq names its product vomeronasal type-2 receptor 26-like. The coding region runs from base 1 to 1638 and encodes 545 amino acids. The transcript is spliced from 4 exons. Gene Ontology annotation, molecular function: G protein-coupled receptor activity. Gene Ontology annotation, biological process: G protein-coupled receptor signaling pathway. NCBI's taxonomy places the organism in Eukaryota, Metazoa, Chordata, Lepidosauria, Squamata, Candoiidae. The record is from RefSeq and is a predicted model, not a curated record. Gene Ontology annotation, cellular component: plasma membrane.